AAAAAACAACUGAACUACCGCGCUCUGGCAGCGAAAGCGCUCGGGCUGCAACUCGAAGAUACGAUGGGGAUGAACAAAGGGAAAAGUAACAAAAUAUCGCUCACACAACUUAACGGUCGUUUGACGAAGCAACCGGGUGGAGCAGCCGCGCAGCUGAACACCAGUAAUACAACCAGUAACGCAACUGACAACAACGACACCAAUCCGCUAAAUCGCGACCUCGUGCAACUCGACCCAAGUUCCGGAAACGUAAAGAUCGAGAUCGGCGCGCAGAACCACACACUGCUGAUCGCUUUUGACCAGUUGAAGGUCACAUUCGACCUGGAUGAGCAGUUCGGUAUUGAAGAAGACAACAAAUACGACGCGAAAGAGCGAAAAGCAGCCGAGCCCCUGUUCCUGCCCGCACCGGAAAGAUUUUACCCGGCUAGCUGGAACGCGACGCCGAAAGAAUUCCGAGGGCCGUGCGCGCAGUCGCCCCAUUGCGUGUCCAUGACCCGGAACUGCGAGCCGAUUUUGAACCUCUUCGAGUGCAAUCAGUGCCUCGAGCCGGAUUUCGGAAUCGUGUUGGAAGCGCCGACGAACAAGACCGAGGGGCAGUGUGGUCUCUGCUUGCCUUAUCCGAACCGGGAUGAGUGCGACAUUCAAUCCAACAAGUUUUGCUUCAUGGAGUUGAAAUCAAAAGAAAUACCGGUGGAUGAAAACUACAAGCAGAUCGUUGACGACAGUACGUCCAGUCAAGUUCCCGUCAAGGGGGAAAUCAAGGGAAACAACUUUUUCUCCUUUUCCGACUACUUUCCGCAGACCAUCCACGCCCUUUCCCAGUUCACGGGGAUCGGGGACAACGACCAAAAAUCAGUCCUCGUUUUCGAGAAAAAACCGUACUUCCAAUGCACGAAGUGCAAACUCGGGUUCAACCGAACGGCAGAAGGGAAGUGCGUGGCGGAGUCACCAGUGAAAAGAGCCCUCGUCAUAUUGUGAGGAAAAAUCCCCCCUCCCCAUAUCGAAGCGGUAUGAUUCCAAAAAAUUGUGUUGCUGAUUUGAGCCCACAAAUCACGUCUGUCUUGCAAGAGGACAAGUGCAGAGGCUUCCGCGCCAUUAUGGAAGCGAUUUGGCAUGCUGUUGGGCCUAGGGGACGCCCGUUUGUAAUGCUAAACAACUAGACCUAGGCUGAGGAUCUGGCUGCGAUGCCUUACCGCAAGACAGCGCGCAUUUGUGUACGGAAAUUCCGCAUCACAGCUUCCCGUUUUGAUAUGGGGAAGGGGGAUUUUUCAUUUUGAUACGCCACCGUCGGGAAAAUUGCCGGCGGGUUCUGUUCGCGCGACCCCGACUGCGAAUUUUUCGGGAAAGAAUGUAAAAGCGAGGACAUCCAGUGGCCUUGCGAGAUCUGUGGCUGUGAGAAACCGGUUUUCAACGAGAAGACAAAGCUUUGUGACAGGGAUGGGGAACUCUAUCGGGAGAGUAGAGAGGAAAUUUUAGACGGGAAGGGGUGGAGCAGUCAAUACAGCCUCGUCUUAACCAAACAGCAAGCGUCGAUGGAAGAGAAAUCCGACGGGGAUUACUGGCCGGAAGUCCUGGAAGCGCUAAACAUUCCGCAAAUUUCCAAAGAGCUCCCCGAUUGGCCGCGGUUGGACGGUUUGGAUUUGAUUUUUCACGAGUCGUUCUGGGAGAAGGCCACGAAAUUGAAGCAAAAAAUUGACAAGUCGCUCGGCGGUGUGAACUUAGACGACCAGGUGGUGUUACACACCUGCGACGACAUGAGCCGGCAUUUGACCGGGCCGCUGUUGAACGCGACGGCGGAAGAGGAGGAUGAUGAUGAAAACGCGGCCUUUUUGCAAUUACAGGAGAGCAGGACAAGCACCAGAGAUAGUUCUACAGGAAGUAAGGAUGAGGAGAGCACUAAAGAAUUGUUGUCACAGAAGAUGAAAAAAAUCCCCGCACCAACCACCGUGACCGCCAACCACGUCGGGCUGUCUCUCAAGGUCGAUUUGAAACACGCAAAUCUCCAAGACGCCGAGGCCGAAGCGAGCGGGUUGCUGCGGGAGAAGGAGACAACACAACUGCGGAAAAAUAGAAAAUAUGAUCCCAAAGCCGACCCGUCCCUGAACAACAACAACACCGGGGUCACACAGCCGGACAAAACGCGGCAGAGUCUCCAGGACCGCAUCUCUCUCCACGAGGCGCUCGCGUACAAGCCGCAGUGCGGGCCGGUCUCGAAGAAUUUCAACUUCACGAAAAAAAUGCGAGUGAACGCCCAGGUCACCGUCUCCCUCCGCUUCUGGGCGCUGUUCUGGGACAGGCCGUAUCAAAAUGAAAAAUCCCCUCUCCCCAUAUCGAAAAGGAAAUCUGUCAUGCUGGAUUUGCGUACACAAAUCAGAUUUGUCUUGCAGUAGAAGACUGCUCGCAGAUCGCAAGCUCAGACGGGGGCCUUUUGGUGUAGGCACCUAGCAUGGUAGACGGCUGCCCUGUAGUCCUUACAGCGUUACAAGUCGCCUGCUUAGUGUGGCAGAGAGCCUGUAUGUGCCUCCUAGCAAGACAGACAGGAUCUGUGGCCGCGAAUCUGCAUCACAAAUUUUCAGAAGAGACGGCUUCAAUAUGGGGAGAGGGGAUUUUUCCUUUUGAUAGACCGGGUGAAGCGUUUAUCAAGUUCAACAACGAGACCGUCGCGACCGACACGACCAACGGGUUUGCCUGCGGCCGGGGGCAGAAGCACAUCUCGUCCUGGCAGCCGUACGUCGGCCGCUCGCCCGGGACGGGGAUUUGUCUGAUCACCAUGCGUAUCAACUGCAAAUAUGUCUGGGUCUGGAAGAAUCAUGCUGCUUUUGCAUGACACAGAAGGUCUGGCAUGGACGCUCCAGCAUCACAGGUUUCGAGAAGCGUUCGCAAUGCCGAAUCUGCAUGACAAAUCCCUGAUUUUGGUGACAGAAAGUGGGCAACUUUUGCUGCCUAUGCAUGAGAGAUUUUUCUGCGUUCUGAAAUGCGCAUCACAAGUUUCAACCUUCCAGACCCAGACAUUAUUGCAAUCCAUAAUGCGGGCGAAAGUGAAGAAGCAAAAUCAUCAAGAUUUCAGAAUCACCGUCGGCUCGAAAAACGUCUCCCAGCCGUUUGCGUUCGACGACGUGCGGAUCGUGUACGACGCAGCGGACCCGGGAGAAGUGAACCCGCCCGAGUGCGCGCAAUUCAACGACAGCAAUUGGGCGGUCAACUUCACGCCGGCGGCGAACGGGUUCUACGGCCAAAAAGGAUUGAACUACACGGAAACCGCCGACUACAAGAUUACCGGGGAGGAUGCAGACUUGCAGACCACUGUGGACGAAGAGUUUGACGAGUUUAAAUCGCUGGAGAAUUGGCUUCGGACGCCGGAGGGGCGAGCCUACCUGGGCACGACCGCGGACGGACUGGCGAUCGCGCGGGCAAUCAAAGCGAAGUACCACAUUCUCGAGUCCCUCGCCUCCGCUGUAGAAUCGGACAUGAUCAGCAACGAGACGGCGAUGAAAAUCGAGCAAAAGUAUCUAGAAGAGUUCUCCCUCCUGAAAGACCUACCGGAGGUGGUGAAAAAACUCGAGGAAAAAGCGAAGGAGGAAGACCUGAUCGCGCCCAAAAUGUCGAAGGAGACUUACGAAGUGAACGUGAACCAAGAAGAAAACAAAAUUCCGAACAUUCCGGUAUCGAACGUGCCGUUUCUGAUCCGGAAAAUCGUGCGAACUUUGCGAAAGAUGAAAAACAAGGCAACGAAUAGACACGUGGAAGACAACAUCGUCGACGAAGCAUUGGAUACCUUGUACAACUCGGACGGUGGGAUAGCAGCAGAUGAAACCUCUUCAGAUGCUGCCUACGCAGACGAAGAGAGUUCAUCUUCCACCUCUUCUUUCGAAGGAACGGACGAAUACGGGAUGAACUAUCCUUCUGUCGUCCGAGAAGCAAAACUACUGCCCGAGACGAGCAUGACUGAACAACAGUUCGCUCUGACCGCGGAAAAGCGGCUGCAACUGGAAAACGAGCUAGCCCACCAGGAGGAACUGCGAAAGCAGGAAUGGUUCUGGCCCUUCACUAGUAGUUCGAACAGUGCAGAUGAAAUCCCCCCGGACGAGAUCUUCACCAACGAAACAGUCACCUUCGACAUGCCGCUCGGCCCCAAGACCACCCCGCCCUUUAUCUCCACCGUCGCUUGGACGGACAGGCUGCCGGGGUAUCUCCCACCGGGGGGGGAGAUCGUCGGGUACGAACCGGAUGGCACCUGGUAUCUGGAUUUCCUCGGCGCGAAAAAGCACUGCGAGGAGUUGGAGUACUGUGGGGGGGUGAUGUCGCAUGGGCUCGGGUGGUAUUGGACGUUAAAAACGGCGGAGCACCUAGCAAAGGACAGCCGGCCGAUCGGCGGGAGUAAAUCGCCCUUCUUCACCUAUUUGAUCCCGGGCCGGAUCGUGCAGAACGGCGGUUACCAGCAGUGCCCCGAGGAGGAGCUCCGGAACUGCGUCUUGUCGAGCUGUCUGAAAAAGCAGUACAGCAACUGGCUCUACGACAACUUGUUUUUCUUCUUCCCUUCCGCCACGGAGCUCGCUGCCGCCGGCUACAUCCCGCACCACACGAACGUGAUCAAAUCCAUACCGUCUUUACCGGGUCGGCCGAAUUUGACGAUGCCGGGAUUUACUAUGCCGAAUGUUAGCAUGAGCAUGCCGGGCAUGCCCGGGUUUCCGGCAAUGCCGAAUGUCUCCCUGCCCGGCAUGCCACUUCCCUCUGCCUCUUCGAUGAAUUUCACGAGUUACUUCCCGACGAUCCGGUUACCCAACGGAACCUACUGGAAGUCGAAGGUGCCAAUCCCCGCGAUCAGAAUCAACAGCAGUUACUGGCUCAACGCGUACAACGCUUUUCCGAAUGCAAGGCUAGGGAAUGGGAGCAGCAAUGGAAGUAAUACUUCUGCAUCAUCAUCAGCCUGGAGCUACUUGAGAGAUUUUUUCGCGCAGAACAAUCUGUCCGCCAAGGAGGUCGAGGAGCAAAUGGGCAUUGAUAUCAACAACCUGGCGAACAAUGGGUCCGAAGCAGUAGCGGAAAAUUUAUCCUCCUUUGUUCUCCCCCCGCCGACGAAUGAUUCUGAUUUUUACAGCAAUGAAAGUGCCGCUUUAUUUCCUUUUGCGAAUAACAACACCACUUUCACCGAUUUUUACCCGCACCAGAAUCAGGAGAUUUUGGUGGAAGAUUCUGCCACCGACGCCGACCUCAUCCCGCCCCCGACCACGCAAAACUACUGUCGGCUGUGCGAACCGCACUACGGGCUGCUGCGGGACCCGGAGCAGCUCGCUCUGGUGGGACGCUGCGUCCCCUGCAACCCGGCGAACCCAGGGUGCAAAGUCCCGUCCGACCGCGAGUGCGUAACUGGGGUGAACAAAACGUUACUCCAGUUAACGAUGGUGAAGUACCAGUACAAGUGUUUGCAGUGCGAGUCUGGCUACCAGCUAGACCAGGACACGCAGCAGUGCAGGGUCUCCACCUCCUCGGAACUGAUUAUUUCCGAUCCGGUUGGGAAGACGGGUCAGCAGCCGGUCGCCCAUGAUCUAUGGCUGACCGGGUCAGAAGGAAUCGCCCCGGCCGUCACGUUCAUCGUGUGCCAAAAGGACCCCAACUGCCAACUGUUCGCAGACAACUGCAACAAGACGCGGCUGUGGCCGUGUUUGCAGUGCGGUCCGUCCGCGCCGGUGAUGGACAACAAGCUGUGCCGGAAGAAAAAAAGCCUCCUCGACGAACGAGGGACGGAGUUAGUGGGUAUCGGCUGGUCGAGCAACAGCACGGUCUACUCCGGGACCGCGAAUUUGCGGACGUGUAAAAAAGUGGAGUAUUACAACUACAAAAAUUACAGCAUUUCCAACUUCGAGGAAAGUAUAAUACCCAGCGGAGAUCUGAUGUCGAAUGCAAAUUUCUCCAUGGGCGGCGGUAACAGCAGCAGCAACGCAAGCAAGAAGUCCUCAACAAAAGACAGCGUCGCUGCUGUCACUCUUCCGCAGUUAGCGAGAGAAUUGUUCCACCUCCGCCAGGACGACCCAUCGGUGCCUAAUUUGCUAAACCCGCAACCUGGCCUGGACAUGCUCGGGAAACGGUGCGACGCGAUCAAGAAAACCAUGAACUUGGAGGAGCUGGGGCUGCACCGUUCCGGCUACAUCAAAAUCUCGGUCGAAGUGUGGACCCUGUUCUGGUCCCCGCACGACAGUCUGCAGGGCACGGCCUCGGUGAAAAGGGAAGAGCGGGUGUGGCUGAAGGCUAACGGGGUGGAGCUCGACGGGGUCACCAUCAACGACGGCAACUGCCGAAGGACGGACGUGGGGUUCUUAGGCACGACGGGGGAAAAUUUCGAUAGCGACGGAGACGAUUUUUCGUCCUACGCUUCCGCGCUCAAGGACGCAACUGGAAGUAGUGGUGACAAAAAUGAUACUUCUGCCUCGCUGCAACCAGAUCCCGUCACUCUGAUCCAGCAAUUCCCGGCGACGGCUUCCGCGGCGUACCGCAUGCGUCGCUCGAGACCGCUGGCCACCUUUGCCGGCUGGCCCGCGGAGUCGGCGUAUUACUUGGACGACAAAAAACAUGGCGGACCGGUUUGCGUGGGCAUCCUUACCGGGUACGCUUUUUACAAGUAUCCGAACAACAUGGAGGUCGAGAUCGGUGUAAGUCAGCCGGACCGGCUCAAUUUCGCGCUGGACCAGUUCCACGUCGACUAUGACGCCGAUCAGCAAGACUUGUGGAAGAACGCCAGCCUCGGCAUUCCCGAAGCGAUCGUCCGUGUGGCCGAACUCGAGGCGAAGGAGCAGGGCGUGGCGGUGCAGGAGGUUCUGCAGGGAAUCGAUGGACUGACUUCAAAUGAAACCAACACUACGAACGAGACGAAUGAAACGGGAUCAACUUCUCUGUUCAACGGAACAACUGACGCAGCCGCGACUUUGUUCCCGCUUCCCACGCUCGCGUUUUCGACCUACACCCAGCUGUGGAGCGCUUUUUUCGACAUGUUCUACCGAAAAAACGCGACGGGGAACUUGACAGUGGACGGGAAAAUUGUGGUCGCGAAUAAAAGCACCGGCAACGUGGCCAUCACGGAUUGGAAUUACACUUGGAACGAGUCAUCUAGCACUCGUCGUACUGGCGAUGGUUAUUCCUACAACUCAAAUACAGCACCAGGAAUGACGAAGGGUAACAACUCUGCUCUGAACACGACGUCCGGUGUGCCUGUCAACCAAUUUUCCCCGAAUUUCGGCUACAACCCCUUCGAGCAGCAAUUACUCCUGCUCCAAAAAGCGCAGCGCGCCGCGUCGCAGGUUCUCUCGACGUCGCAUGAGGAUCAGCAGGAACAUUCAAAGGUGUAUUCGGAUAAUUCCCUUUCGAGGACGUCAACGUCAACCACGGCGGGAAGAAAAGCAAAAGACCAGAACGUCAGAGAAAACAGAAAAUUGCAAAAGAAAAAAGAAAAUGGAAAUCUGCACCCAGUUAUCGGCGCUUUGACCUCCGCACAGCAGGCGCUGGAUAAACUGACGCGGCAAAGGGAGGACACCAUCAAGCACAGGCGGGCACUAGACGCUGGCGACGACUAUGGUGAAGACGGGAAGAAGAGUUCCGCGGCGGAAAAUCGUGGCAGCGGCAGCACGGAAAUAGAAAAAUGGCUGAAGGACGGUGAAGACCUCGACCAAGAGAAAAAAUCCGUCGUACCCACGAUCGCCGGGCCGGCGGCGGUAGACAGCAGCGGGAGCGCGAUACUGAAUAGAAGUAAAGCUGCUGCGCAGAGAAAUGGUAAGGAGACCACUCCGGGACAACUUGUAGACGGACACGAGGCAGGAGACCGCACACCACCAGUAGUUGACGAAAGCAAAAAACCGGUGCUGAUCGGUGCCAAGCGAGAAGUGGAAGAAUUCAUUUCCGGUAAUUCGAAACAGCGAGACGGACCAUCAUCGGAAAUUGCUUCUGCUGCUGAUAAAGCACCAGCAUCGUCUUCCUCCUCUCUCUGGUCUGGUGUGACGGAUUUGCUGGGUUUGAAUGCAGGUGGACCUCCACCUCCACCAGCAGGUGCGGAGGCUCCUGCUGGUUCUGGUACCAGUAGCGAAGAAGAGAAGAAGGGUUCAUCUUCUGCUACUACUUCAACCGGAUUACUAGGCACUUCUUCAGUGUCGCCUAGUUCGACAGAAAAUCGUGCAGAUCAAAUAUCGUCUUCAGCCUCGAGCACUACAACUGGGGAAGAAAGCAGGAGCCAUGUAGACUUGCUGUCGGGCACACUGCCGCCGGGGGGAAUCGACAUAAAACUCCCGGCAGACUACAUGAAAAAAGAUGCUCGUGGUCCCGCUGCACCGGCUCGCGCGGAGGUAAACACGCAGCAGCACGAUGAAGAUCAGGCACAAGAACAAAGCAAAAAGACUGCGGGAAAAAACAAAUCCGAAGAUGAGGAGGAAGAUCAUCGAAUGUUGACCAGCACUACAAGGGCCGUAAAGGACGUGAAGGAUACGCGUAAGGAGCAGGAUCAUUUUUUUCCUUCUCAGAAAGAAAAAGAGGAGGUGGAAAAGCUUGAGGACAAGAUUCCAGCUGAGCGAAAGGCUGAGAUCCUGCGGACGCUGACACGGGAAAGAAUAGAAGACCAGACGAGAACCUCCGGUGCAAAUUUGUCAGGAGAUCAUGGGAAGAGAGCACAACUGAAAGGAAAAAGACAUCAAAACGAAAGAGAAAGAAGUUCCUUUGUGCAGGACGCUGUCGCGUCGAGUUCGUCAACGUCUACUUCCGUAGUUUUUAGAAGUAAAGACGAAAACAACUACAGCAAACAACAAGAAGAUCCACGACCCCAUCAUCCGCAAAAUGGUGAGGAGCAGACCAGCAGUGACGACAAUUCCAUCAAGGAGAAUAAAGAACAAGUAGACGACCAUGGAAGUACAACGGCCAGCGACAGCAGCGCGCCAAGUCAACAUCAAGAAGAUUUUCCGCACAGCGCGCUAUUUCGCGCGUUCGCACCGAUCGAGGCGCUUGUGCCGGUUCCGAGAGUAAUCGAGAAGACGGACGAAGAAGUAGAUCAUGAGCAAGCGCCGGGACGACGGGGGAAGAUAGAUUCUCCAACUACAACCACUUCUGAAGAAGAGCAAAGCAAAGCAGGAGAAAAGGAGGGAAGUAGUAAUUAUUCAAGCACAGGUGGUGCUCAGGACCUAUCAUUGUUGCAGAAAAAGACAACGGCCUUCGCGCACGAACAAGAGGCACGGAAGAAUGUCGCUCUCGCGAAAAAAACGGCGACAACUUUGACGCACGUACAGGAGGGGCAGCGGCACCCGUUGUUUGGCUCAACCCUGAUCGACGACGCAAACAAACCAAACGAGCACAACAAGCAUGAGCGGAAUAAUGCUGCUGCAGAAGGAGCUUCUGGUCCUUCUCAAUCUCAUGUGCCUUUAACCUCGCAUGGGCAUGUCGGCCUUAGUACUCAGCCAGAAAAUAGCGCCAAUGUGGACCCGGGUCAUCAGCGGUUGCUCACCCGCUUGAAACAUCUGGAGAAUGAUGUGGAUAAAAAGCGGAGCGAAAAAGAUAAAGGGAGAUAGCUGAAAGGCAGAGAGCAACGAGAAUAAAUAGCCCCGAGGUGAUUUUUUUUUGUAAUUUACUAAAGUGCUGUCUACUGAGUCUGUUUUUUAGGGUUGGUUUCUUUUCCUAGUCUAAGUGUCAAGUUAUUUGUGUACAAAAAAUUUUGGCGGGCGAAAGUAACGCUAUAGAUAGUGAGUGCCUACCUUUGACGAGAUUGGAUGAGGAUAAAUUGAUCUCUGCCGCCAGUGCCUACAGGCGCGGCCUCAAAAAGUCAUUCUUUCAAUUCCAAACACGAGUACUACCACCGGUACUCCUGCUUUUACCAAACCAGUUUCAAAACAGAUCGGUUUUUGCAAAUCGUUUCGAACUUUUUACUGCACAUAUGAAGAUAAAUGCUUCGUAAUCUUAUACCCCAAAAAAAAUUUUGCAAACAAAAGAUGCUCUGGUGUUUUUUGAAUAUCUAACGACUUCUAAAAUUUAUUGCAACGACAAGACGCCGGGUUUCGUUUUUGGCCUAAAAAUCUACCAACACAUCAACGUAGUAUGUAAACUUCGAUGCGUUUGCUGUUUCUGUGCAGAAAACAACUCAGCAGCUGCUUUCCGAGAAAAGUGAAGGGAUUCCGUACUUACUUUCACAGAAACGCUGCGUCUAUCGACGUACUAUGAAAAGACGUAUUGCGUUUCGUAUUUUUUUGAAAGGAAUAACAGACUGUAGUAAACUAGUAGGUACAUCAACACCGCUAGCAUCGCGUGCAGCUGAACACAGUUGCGUUUCGUAGAGCAAUCCAAUCAUAAUUUUUGACGAGCACAGUUUGCAAAGCGGUAGCGCAGGAGAUGGCGAUGAUCCAGAACCUGCGCUGGUGCUGCGCAAGCCAUUGCCAUUCUAAAUUUGCUGAAUUCAUAAAGUUUUAGUUUACGUACGUUUAUCUGAAAAAGACUAAGUAAGCAGUAGGGGUUUAGCGCACUUCCACUGACAAGCACCUUCAUUUUCUGCAAUGAAAAUCACAACCGUAUUCGUAAUCGACUUCCAAGAAAAAAAGGACGAGACGCACAAAAACUUCUGACGCAUGUUCGAAUUUUGGGAAAAUUUUGCAACGAUUUCGCAAAGAAAAUAGUAAGAACGAACUACAGAAACCACAGUGGUUUGGAUUCCAGCAAAGCAUCUCUGGGAGUUCGCACUACCGGUAGGCGAACUUAGCCGGAGAGUCUAGCGACUCCGAUCUGUGUCAGUUGUUUUCAGGCUUUUUUAGAACAAAAAAAGUGCAUUAUCGCUACUAUCCCACCGUAGUCCUAAGACUUCAACAACGCCACCGCCAGAAGUUACACGCGAAGAUUUUGCGACUUUAUCGCUACGUCGACGUAGAAACAAAAGUGGGACGAGAAAAACUCGUGGUGAGAUCCGACAAUGAGAAGAAACAGCUCCGAGGAUGAACAUAGUAAGCUCGUAUACCUCGCCUAAAAAAACGAACAGAAAUUGUCGACCUUACCGUGUGACGAUGCUAAUUUUUCUCGAAUCAAUGUAGACCUGUAGCUCCUUUUUCCUUUUUCUAGCCGAUAGCUUGGUUUCCGCCACCAGUCUGCUUACUACAAGCGUUUGAUCUUCCAGUUAGGAAAGUUCUGUAUCUCUCAGUUUAUCCGCAUCUGUAGCUGUUGUAGAAGUCAGUCUCUCCGCUUUAUCCUUAAGUUAGUUGCAGUCAAAGUUGUCAACACAUUUUCUACACUCACUCUGUUGAAAAAGCUCUACCAUUGGACGCUUUGUGCUCUCCGCCUCCGGGUGUUGAGAAGCAUCUUGUUAAACACAAGAAUUGUUUUUAAUGGGCAUGUGCUCCUGCCCGGAUUGGCGUCCACACUGGCAUUUGGUAGUCGCGUGCCCGCGGUGCAUAGCGUUGCGUCGUUCCCUGCCCCGGUCUAGUGAGCCACAUGCAAAGAGGCCACCGCCAACCACCACCCUCUGAAGAAUUUUCUGUAUCUGUAUCUGAGCUUGAGACGUC
Molecule: messenger RNA, 11507 nt
Organism: Amoebophrya sp. A120
Lineage: Eukaryota; Dinophyceae; Syndiniales; Amoebophryaceae
Source: the annotation of a GenBank genome assembly